AUGUCGGAAUUAAAAGAGUUAGCAGGAUUUUUGCAUGAUCAGAAUCCACAGGUGAGAAUGCUGGCUACUCAGCAUUUACUCCCUUAUACUGCAAGGAAUAGCCCUCAAUUUGAUAUUUGGUUUAACAAUAACUGUGAACCUGUGAAGGAUUUGAAGGCUUUAUUGAAGGAUAAACCGCAGAUUGCUAGCCAAGCCAUUACCGCGUUGGUAAACGUAUCUCAGAAUGCCUCAGUUCGGAGAGUUUUGAUGGACGAGGAAUUUCUAAAUCUUGUUUUUGGCAUUAUCACUAAUCCUGUGCACGGUCUCGCCGAUUUGUCAUGUAUGGUUCUGUGCAAUUUAGCUAAGGAGGAAGAUUUUGUUCGCAUCUUAGACAUGAAGGUUCCUCUUCGCGAGUUUUCUCUUAGUAGAAAUAUUAUUGAUCAAUUGAUGGACCUUUUUGUAAAGGGAACAAAUCAUGGUAUAAAUAAAUAUGCGAACUUUGACUUCCUUGCCAAUGUGUUUGCAGAUAUGACUCGUUUUGAAAAAGGAAGGAAGUAUUUCACUACAAUCCAAGAAUAUGACAAUGUUUAUCCUGUGUCUAAAUUGAUUGUCUUUACGGAACAUAACUCUAUGUUGCGGCGCACAGGUGUAUCAGCUAUCAUAAAAAAUAUUUGCUUUGAUGCACCUUUUCACAAAACGCUUAUGGACGAAGAAGGCGUAAAUUUGCUUCCCUAUCUUUUCCUUCCCUUGGCUGGUCCAGAAGACUUGGAUGAAGAAGAUAUGGAGGGCAUGUUUGAUGAAUUGCAAUUGCUUCCCGAUGACAAGAAGCGUGAACCUGAUAUGUUUAUAAUGAAAACGCAUGUCGAAUCUUUAAUUUUGCUUUGUGCAACCCAUGAAGGAAGAGAACACUUGAGAAGUCGCAAAGUGUAUCCUAUUAUUCGUGAACUGCAUCUUCACGUUGAGGACGAGGAUCUUCAAGCCCUUUGUGAUCAAUUGGUUCAGUUGCUCGUCCGUGAUGAAGCUACUGAAGAAGUAGAAAAAGCUACUGAAAACCCACCUGACGAGGAAGACGCUAUUAUAGAAGUCGAUUAG
This is a messenger RNA of Schizosaccharomyces osmophilus, 1071 nucleotides long. It is a transcript of the gene hgh1, whose product is annotated as chaperone for translation factor EF2, Armadillo-type fold, Hgh1. The transcript is spliced from 3 exons. NCBI's taxonomy places the organism in Eukaryota, Fungi, Ascomycota, Schizosaccharomycetes, Schizosaccharomycetales, Schizosaccharomycetaceae. Bases 1 to 1071 code for a protein of 356 amino acids. The record is from RefSeq and is a predicted model, not a curated record.